This is a messenger RNA of Nerophis ophidion (straightnose pipefish), 3660 nucleotides long. RefSeq names its product potassium voltage-gated channel subfamily H member 3-like. Gene Ontology annotation, molecular function: voltage-gated potassium channel activity. Gene Ontology annotation, cellular component: membrane. Gene Ontology annotation, biological process: potassium ion transmembrane transport; regulation of membrane potential. The coding region runs from base 421 to 3516 and encodes 1031 amino acids. The transcript has 15 exons. Lineage: Eukaryota; Metazoa; Chordata; Actinopteri; Syngnathiformes; Syngnathidae. The record is from RefSeq and is a predicted model, not a curated record.
CCGUGCGUAAAUGUGACCAUCUCCCCUCAAGACAUCCACGGGCAUCUCUUCGCUUCUUUUCGGCCAGGGAUCACCUGCCCACAUUGGGACCGUGGAGUCCCGGGUGUCGCGACUCGGCGCCCUCCUCCAGGGGCUGGGAGGAGCGCCGGGUGCCACGUCCAGGUUCCUCCCGGGCUUCGUGACCACCGCCGCGGACAGCAAUGGCUCGGAGCGCCGGGAGAGACGCGGUUCCACCCGGUCUCGGAUGCCCGUGAUGCGGGGUCUGAUCGCGCCUCAGAACACCUUCCUGGACACCAUCGCGACUCGAUUCGAUGGCACACCAACUUUGUAUUAGGGAACGCCCAGGUCCAAACACUCUACCCAAUUGUCUACUGCUCCGACGGCUUCUGUGAAUUGACCGGCUUUGCCCGAGGUGAGCUGAUGCAGAAGAGCUGCACGUGUCACUUCUUGUACGGUGGCGAGACCAGCGACCACCUCACCUUGCAGAUGCAGAGAGCUCUGGAUGAGCGACAGGAGUUCAAGACGGAAAUCAUCCUGUACAAAAAGAGCGGUUCAAAGUUUUGGUGUCUGCUGGACAUCGUGCCCAUAAAAAAUGAGAAGAGCGAGGUGGUUCUGUUCCUGGUCUCGCAUAAGGACAUCACAGAAAACAAGGACGUGGACCAUGGCAAUGAAACUGACACCGAGGACACGGGUUUGGAGGUGCACAAGAUCAGCCGCCCUACAGGCUUCAACGUGGAGCACCGUCGCAGUCGAGCUGUCCUGUACCAGCUAUCUGGGCACCUCCAGAAACAGGACAAGAGCAAGAGCAAGCUGAAGAUCAACAAUAGCGUUCUGGGAGCCAACGCUAAUCCAGUACCAGAGUACAAGGUGGCAGACAUCCAGAAGUCCCGCUUCAUCCUCCUGCACUACGGCGCAUUUAAAGCCGGCUGGGAUUGGCUGAUCUUGUUGGCGACCUUCUACGUGGCCGUGACGGUUCCCUACAAUGUCUGCUUCACAGACGGCGGGUCGGCGGCACGAAACCCGCCCAGUGUUAGUGACAUUUUGGUGGAGAUUCUCUUCAUGAUUGAUAUCGUCCUGAAUUUCAGAACCACCUACGUGAGCACGUCUGGUCAGGUCGUGUACGACGCCCGCUCAAUCUGCGUUCAUUACGUCACAUCCUGGCUGUUUGUGGAUCUGAUUGCCGCCUUGCCCUUUGAUCUGCUCUAUGCUUUCAAUAUCAGUGUGAACUUCGGGGUGCACCUGCUGAAGACUGUGCGUCUCCUGCGCCUGUUGCGACUCCUGCAGAAGCUUGACCGCUACUCCCAGUACAGCGCCGUGGUUCUUACCCUGCUCAUGUCCACCUUUGCCCUGCUGGCCCACUGGAUGGCGUGCGUCUGGUACUUCAUUGGACGCAGCGAGAUUGAAAGCAACAGCCCGACCUCUUGGGACAUAGGCUGGCUUCACGAGCUCGCCAAACGUUUGGGUACGCCCUACUUCCUGGCACCGCUGACAUCCCUUCUGGGCGUCUCCGAUCCGCCUCAAGGGGCCGUGACACCAGAACUGCUCAAUUCCAGCCAGUGGAACAGCUCAAGCCUGGAGCUGUUAAACGGGGCGGCUCUGUUGGGAGCGGCCGCAUGGAACGGAAGCAGAUCACGUGCGAGGUCGCCCGGCGGCACGGGCGUGACCUUGAGCGGCGGUCCGUCCGUGCGGAGUUCCUACGUCACGUCGCUGUACUUCGCUCUGAGCAGCCUGACCAGCGUGGGCUUCGGCAAUGUCUCGGCCAACACCGACUCGGAGAAGAUCUUCUCCAUCUGCACCAUGCUGAUUGGAGCGUUAAUGCAUGCCGUGGUGUUCGGUAACGUGACCGCCAUCAUCCAGAGGAUGUACUCACGACGCUCCCUGUACCACACCCGCACCAAGGACCUGAAAGACUUCAUCAGAGUGCACCGGCUGCCCAAAGCCCUUGAGCAACGUAUGAUGGAGUGCUUCCAGACAACCUGGUCCGUCAACAACGGCAUCGACGUCAGCGAGCUGCUGAAGGACUUCCCAGACGAGCUGAGGGCCGACAUCGCCAUGCACCUGAACAAGGAGCUGCUGCAGCUGCCGCUCUUUGAGUCGGCCAGCAGAGGAUGCCUGCGCUCCCUCUCGCUAAUCAUCAAGACGUCCUUCUGCGCACCCGGGGAGUUCCUUAUCCGCCAGGGCGACGCCCUGCAGGCCAUCUACUUUGUGUGCUCGGGCUCCAUGGAGGUUCUGAAGGACAACACUGUGCUCGCCAUUCUAGGACGAGGCGACCUGAUCGGCUCUGACUGUCUGACGCAGGAGGAAGUGAUUAAGACCAACGCCUGCGUGAAGGCCCUGACCUACUGUGACCUGCAGUACAUCAGCCUCAAAGGCCUCCGUGAGGUUCUGUGCCUGUACCCAGACUACGCGCAGAAGUUCCUCUCCGAGAUCCAACACGAUCUAACGUACAACCUCCGGGAAGGACACAGCAUGGAGGCCGAAUGUGAGAGCAAUGGAGGACUCGUGAAGAAGCUUCCUUCCAUCAAGGAGGACGAGGAGGGGUCCAAUUCAGAGGGGGAACGCUCACCUAUUCCAAAAAUUCCCCCCCUGGGCAGAUUGGGAAGAGGGCUGCGCUCGCCCCUGCGCUCGCCUCUACGCUCCCCUCUGCUCCCGCCGAGACCCUUCAGACUAGGGAGCGACCACACUCGGCCCACCAGCCUGCAGAUCCCUGUGGUGGGCUUAAGCUGUCUGCAGCCUGAGCUCAGUCCUCGGUUUGUGGAUGGCGUCGACUCCGAAAACCAAAGUGGUUUUGCCACAAAGUUUGAUUUCACUCCCAGCUCCCCGCAGAGUUUCCUAGGCAGCUUUGAUUCAGCUCCGGCAGAAGGGCACGACGACUGUGACACCAUGCAGGCCAUCACUAAACUCAAACACGAGAUGAAGGUUCUGUCUCGCCAGGUAACCACCAUGAGCCAUGAGCUUCAGGAAAUCACGCGACUUCUCAAACCACUUUUUCACAACAACCCCUCGAGCCUGCUGAUGCCCAACACCGUGACUCCGCCUCCGAGCGUCUCGUCACACGGUUGCUCCCCGGCGCCAGCACUUUUUACCCAGCAUGCAGAGGACCGACAGCGCCUCCUGGUACCCGGGCCAUCAUCUCCUCCAAUGAGCAUGACGCCGUUUGAAGGCGCAGCAGAGUGCGACAUCUUUCGCUGGUCCGAUUCCCAAACCCUCACCUCCAGUGACCUACCAGUUGGGUCUCAUUGCUCAGCUCCGCCAUCACUUAACAGUUCUCCCCAUGUACACACGCUGGUACCGCUUCCCGCCUCGUCCUCCAUCCCAUCCCUCUCUUCUUCAUCCACCCGCACGACUCUUCUGCUGGACUUGACAGGACCAAAUGUUGAGCCACAGUCUCGAUAUCCUCCCCGCCCUUGCUGCCAUUCUAAUGUUUUCCAGCCCUCCAUGACCACGGCCCAAGGGGAGGUCAUGUGGGAAGACCACGCCACCCAGCUCAGCUUCGUGGACGAGGUGCAGCCAUGAGCGUAAGCCGAGAGCGCUGGACUAAAAGAGCGGGAAAUUGCACGCCACACCACUUACUCUCCUGCAUGACUAACAUGACAGUAAAAAAAAAAAACAUCAACUGUUGGAGGGACAGCGCUUGCAAUAAAAGUUUUACUGCUUUAA